Messenger RNA from Parnassius apollo (apollo), 243 nucleotides. Lineage: Eukaryota; Metazoa; Arthropoda; Insecta; Lepidoptera; Papilionidae. The record is from the annotation of a GenBank genome assembly.
AUGGUGGUGCUUGAGGGUGGAGGCGCUCUCUUAGAGCCGGCGCUCGCCCUCGACGGUGCGACCGCCGCGUGCCUCGAGCGCGCUUAUGCACAAGCAGAUGUUUCAUUAAAACUUUUACCCAAAAGAUACAUUAACCUGCAUCAGUGGCUAUCGCCAGUGACGACUUCCGUCACAGCCGCCGCCGCCGCGGGAAAGGACCUUAAGUUACAAAUUACUGUCAAAGUUUUAAGCGUUGAUGUCUAA